AAAAUAUUCGUCGCGUUGGUUUGACGUCACAAUAGCGUCCUUCCCCCCCUCAUCGCGUAGUAGAGUCGCCAUUUUUCAAGCCUCUGCGAAGAGAUUCAGACGAUUUCUCGAUUCGGUGUUUUAAUUCUAUUACCCAAAAAAAUGCAAGGAAACAGGGGUCCUCAGCAGAACCAUGGCGCCAACCGCCAGUCCGGGCAGGGCGACCAGAGGAAACAAGGGGGGAACACUAACGGCCAGGACCCCGGCAGCGACGCCACCCGCCUUAACGAGGCCCUGACUCUGGACCUGCAAAAUUUCAGGAAGCCCGGGGAGAAAACCUUCACCCAGCGCAGCAGGCUUUUUGUGGGGAACCUUCCCACCGGAGUCACGGAGGAGGACAUUGAAAAGCUGUUCGGAAAGUACGGCAAGGCAUCCGAGAUCUUUGUCAACAAAGACCGGGGCUUCGGCUUCAUCCGCCUGGAGACGAGGAUCAUCGCCGAGAUAGCCCGAGCCGAGCUGGACGACACCCCGUUCAGAGGGAGACCCAUUCGGAUUAGGUUUGCAACUCACGGCGCUGCUUUGUCUGUCAAAAAUCUACCAGAGUUUGUGUCCAAUGAGCUCCUGGAGGAGGCCUUUUCUGUGUUUGGUCAGAUCGAGCGAGCUGUGAUCGUGGUGGAUGACAGAGGGAGGCCCACUGGGAAGGGGAUAGUGGAGUUCACCGCCAAGCCAGCUGCAAGAAAGGCUUUGGACAAAUGUCAAGAUAGCGCCUAUCUGCUCACCGCCUUCCCUCGGCCCAUCACUGUGGAGCCCAUGGAACAGUUAGACGACGAGGAGGGUCUGACGGAAAAGCUGAUCAACAAAAACCAGCAGUACCACAAGGAACGCGAGCAGCCGCCGCGAUUCGCUCAGCCGGGCACCUUCGAGUACGAAUACGCCAUGCGCUGGAAAGCCCUGAUGGAGAUGGAGAAGCAGCAGUUCGAAAUGGUGGACCGCAACAUGAAGGAGGCCCAGGAGAAGCUGGAGCAGGAGAUGGGGGCGGCCCGCCAUGAGCAUCAGGUGAUGCUGAUGAGACAAGACCUGCUGAGGCGCCAGGAGGAGCUGCGCAGGAUGGAGGAGCUCCACAGCCAGGAGGUGCAGAAGAGGAAGCAGGCCGAGCUCCGGCAGGAGGAGGAGCGCCGGCGGAGGGAGGAGGAGAUGAGGAUGCGCAACGAAGAGAUGAUGAAGCGACAGCAGGAGGGCUUCAGAGGCAACUUCCAGGAGAACAGAGAGCAGGAGAUGAGGAUGCACAUGGGAUCCACCGGCAUGGCUGCGGAGAACGCUCCCCUCAUGCCGGGCCCGGGCAACGCCAACAUGCCUGGAAGUCAGGGCGGCUUCCCCAGAGGCCUCCCUGGACCUGGAGACUAUGUGCCCAACAAGCAGCGCAGAUUUUAAAUUUUUUUGUGAUUUUCUCUUUUUUUUUUUAAGUCCAAUGAGAGAAAAUGUUCUUUUGAAAAGUGGCACGUGUCUUUAUUUCUCCCCAUGGUGUUCUUUUGAAAAGUGUUUUUAGAAGUUACGCAACGCCACAAUUGAGCCAUGAGCUUUGCUUUCUUACUUUGUUUCAUGGAUAGAAAAAUGAAUUUUUUUGUCCUGUGGAUUUUUCUCUAAUAAAAUAUCCCAUUUAAGAACGCU
Molecule: messenger RNA, 1647 nt
Organism: Entelurus aequoreus (snake pipefish)
Lineage: Eukaryota; Metazoa; Chordata; Actinopteri; Syngnathiformes; Syngnathidae
Gene: nono
Product: non-POU domain containing, octamer-binding
Exons: 1
Coding region: 142-1410 (422 amino acids)
Biological process (GO): regulation of DNA-templated transcription
Cellular component (GO): nucleus
Molecular function (GO): RNA binding
Source: RefSeq, a predicted model, not a curated record